AUGGCCACCUACCUAAUCACCCAGGCUACUGGCCAGCAAAGCCGCUGGGUCGUCACGCACCUACUCGCCGCCGGCGCCAAAAUCCACGCCGUGGUACGCGACCUCCAAAAGGUCCCCCCAGUCCUGCAGGACCCGAACGUCACCCUCUUCCAAGGCGAGAGCAAGAACUUCGACGACGUCCUCCAAGCGGCGCGCGGCUGCAAGGGCGUCUUCCUCAACACCGUCCCAUUCCCUGGCUUGGAAGUCCUGCAGGCCAAGACCGUCGUCGAGGCGUGCCGGGAGGCCGGCGUCGAGGGCAUCGUUGCGGCCACGGCCAACGGUACGGCCAACAAGGCCAUGUGGGACGACGACGUGACCAGGGAGAUGCAGCUGCACGGCUACUUCUCCUCCAAGGAGGCGGUAGAAGACAUCGUCAGAGCCGGGGGGUUCCGGGCGUACACCAUCCUCCGUCCGGCCGUCCUCCAUCACGACUUCUUCCUGCCGGGCGCCCUCAUGAACUUCCCCCGCCUCUCCACUCACGAGGACCUGGACCACCUCCUCGAAGACGGCGCCCGCGUGCCGUACACGGACACGAGCGACGUUGGAAAGUACGCGGCGACAGCUCUGCAGGACCCGGAGACCUUCGGCGGUCAGGAGAUCGAUCUCGGAAACGAGCUGCUCACCAUCGAGGAGGUUCGCGACAUCCUCGUCAGGGUCAGCGGCAGGGAGGUCGGAGUGGUGAAGCGGACCGAACAAGAGGUGGAAGAGCUGGGCAUCAGCGUCUUCGGCCAGAAGUUCCAUCUCAUUUCGAACGUCAAGGAUCUCAGCUGGACCACGACCGUCGCCAAGGUCGCCCAGGAGAAGUUUGGAAUACCCUUCACCUCGCUGGAGGCGGCGUUGAAGAGGGACAGCGCGCUGCUCUUGGAGUGUCUGCCAGCCAACUAG
Colletotrichum higginsianum IMI 349063 is the source of this 924-nucleotide messenger RNA. RefSeq names its product NmrA-like family protein. The coding region runs from base 1 to 924 and encodes 307 amino acids. NCBI's taxonomy places the organism in Eukaryota, Fungi, Ascomycota, Sordariomycetes, Glomerellales, Glomerellaceae. The record is from RefSeq and is a predicted model, not a curated record. The transcript has a single exon.